Messenger RNA from Parascedosporium putredinis, 831 nucleotides. Lineage: Eukaryota; Fungi; Ascomycota; Sordariomycetes; Microascales; Microascaceae. The record is from the annotation of a GenBank genome assembly.
AUGAAGGUGGCUUGGAAUAGACUUAUCCGGUUUGUCUCGACCGACGGCCGUACCCUGUAUGGAGAGCCUAUUUUACCCUCAGAGGAUUUUGAUCUCGGAAACACUACAGAACACACCAAGCUACAAGCCAAGGUGAUACAAGGCGACGACCUCUACGAUGUUACGGGAAAGACUGCCGUCACCGAUGAGAUAGUGACCGUCCAAGAACUACUUGGCCCAUUGGCCCAGUCAGACGUGGAUAUUCUUCGUUGCGUUGGUUUAAAUUACGCCAAGCAUAGAAACUGGGAGGACUCCCCGCCUUUCCCUUUUAUCUUUUUCAAGCCCACCACUACCAUUCACGACCAUGGAAAGGAUGUGGUGAUCCCAAAGAUCGCGCAGGAUGAUCAGGCCGAUUACGAAGGCGAGCUGUGCCUAGUAAUCGGAAGAGACGCUAAAGAUGUCUCUACAGAGGACGCGUUAGAUUAUGUCGCCGCCUAUACUUGCGGAAAUGACAUAUCAACAAGGAAGCUUCAAAGACAUCCAACGCUAGCUGGAGGGGUGCCUCAAUGGGGAUUCUCAAAGGGAUUCGAUACGUUUGCACCCUUGGGACCUUGUCUCGUCCGAUCUGACCUCAUCGGAGACCCCAAGAAAUUGCUGUUAAAGACUAUUGUGGACGGUGAGGUUAGGCAAGAGGAGCUUGUCCAGGAUCUGCUUUUCGACUGCGCAUAUCUGAUUUCCUACCUGUCGACCGGAACCACUCUCCGAAAGGGGUCAAUUAUAAUGACGGGCACACCCGGAGGCGUCGGGGAUAAAUUGAGCCCUCCGCGUAAACAUUUGAACAGCACGGACUGA